Molecule: messenger RNA, 2496 nt
Organism: Beta vulgaris subsp. vulgaris (sugar beet)
Lineage: Eukaryota; Viridiplantae; Streptophyta; Magnoliopsida; Caryophyllales; Amaranthaceae
Product: S-adenosyl-L-methionine-dependent tRNA 4-demethylwyosine synthase
Exons: 9
Coding region: 291-2222 (643 amino acids)
Biological process (GO): wybutosine biosynthetic process
Molecular function (GO): 4 iron, 4 sulfur cluster binding; catalytic activity; FMN binding
Source: RefSeq, a predicted model, not a curated record
AAACAAUGUUAACAGUAGUUUUUAUCUAAAAUUAUUCGAUUGCAACUAUAAGGAAAAAAGAAGAAAUUCUAAAAAGGCUGUUUCGGCAACCACUAUCACCGGCCACCCGGCAAAGCACUGAACUCGGCCGUCUUGCGUAAACCCUAGUUUCUGUACUUGUUGCACCAGGAUUUUAUGGCAUUGUGAUCUACCUAAGACAAGACAAGGAAGAAAUUUGAGUUGGGAUUGAGUUGGUAAAGUUGAAAGAGUUCUGUUUAGUCUAUGAGUAAAGUUUCUAGCCAGUUUUGACAAUGGCUCCGUCGUUUCUCGCCUCUCGUGUAACCCUUCUUGCCCUUCUAUCUGCCACCACCUUUUACUGCUUAUAUAAAUCUCGCCGCCUCAAGCUUGCUUCCCGGGAAGUUGCUUUUGCUUUCCGGAAUCCGAAACUUAUCUAUAUCACUCAAACUGGCACUUCUAGAACCCUAGCUUACCGGCUUCACAAGCUGCUUGUUUCGAAGGGUCUCAUCUUUGACCUUGUUGAUGUCAAAGAUUAUGAGCCGGAGGAUCUUUCGAAAGAAACCCUUGUUGUGAUUGUGAGUUCUACUUGGGAGGAUGGGAAACCACCACCAAUAGCCAAGUUUUUUGUUGAUUGGAUUGAGGAGAGUGUGAAUGAUUUUAGGGUAGGAGCACUUUUGCUUAGUAAGUGCAAGUUUGCAGUUUUUGGAGUAGGUAGUGGGGCAUAUGAGGAGAAAUUCAAUGCAGUAGCAAAAGGAAUUUCUAAGAAUAUGAAGGCAUUGGGAGCAAAUGAAGUGGUCCAGUUAUGGGAGGGAGAUGUAGAUGGCGGUGGAUUGGGGAAAACUAUUGAAGCUUGGGGUGAGAAGUUGAUUGGGGUUCUAAAAGGCGGUGUUCAGGAAAAUGGGUUAGUUGCUUGUGGGGCGUUAGAAGAUGAGAGUGAUUCAGAGUAUGUUGAUGUGUCCGAUGACGAGGAGUCGCUAGAAAAUGGGGAGGAAUUGGAGGUUAUCGAUCUGGAAGAUCUAGCUGGUAAGGGGCCAUCAAGGAAGUCAAGGAAUGUAGCCGAGGUUAAUGGCGCGAAAACUGAUGGGAAAAAAGAAAUGGUCACUCCUGUAAUUAGGAAAAAUCUAGAGAAGCAGGGCUAUAAGAUAAUUGGUUCACAUAGUGGUGUUAAACUUUGCAGAUGGACCAAGUCACAACUUAGAGGACGUGGAGGUUGUUAUAAGCACUCCUUUUAUGGAAUCGAGAGUCAUAGGUGCAUGGAGGCGACACCUAGCCUGGCAUGUGCUAAUAAGUGUGUAUUUUGUUGGAGACAUCAUACUAAUCCUGUAGGGAAGAGCUGGCAAUGGAAAAUGGAUGAUCCUCUUGAGAUUGUGAACACCGCGAUAGACCUGCACACUAAAAUGAUUAAGCAAAUGAAAGGAGUUCCAGGUGUGGUAGAGGAGCGGUUGUCAGAAGGUCUAUUGCCCAGGCACUGUGCUUUGUCACUUGUAGGAGAACCUAUUAUGUACCCCGAAAUUAAUUCACUUGUAGAUGAGUUGCAUCGGAGGAGAAUUUCUACCUUUCUUGUUACAAAUGCACAAUUCCCUGAUAAAAUUAAGCUGCUGAAACCAAUCACACAGUUGUAUGUGAGUGUGGAUGCUGCAACAAAAGACAGUUUGAAAGCUGUGGAUAGACCUCUGUUUGGUGAUUUUUGGGAGCGCUUUCUGGACUCCCUGACUGCUCUUAGAGAAAAGUGUCAGCGGACCGUUUAUCGCUUGACUUUAGUGAAAGGUUGGAAUGCUGACGACGUAGAUGGUUACUUUAAGCUUCUUUCACUUGGAAAGCCUGACUUCAUCGAAAUCAAAGGCGUAACUUAUUGUGGAUCAACUGCAACAUCGAAGUUGACAAUGGAGAAUGUUCCUUGGCAUUCUGAUGUAAAAGCGUUUUCAGAAGCCGUGGCUCUGAAGAGUGAAGGCGUGUAUGAGGUUGCUUGUGAGCAUGAGCAUUCUUGUUGUGUUCUCUUGGCAAGGGUUGAUAAAUUCAAGAUCAACAACCAAUGGUUCACAUGGAUAGAUUAUGAAAAGUUUCAUGACCUGGUUGCUUCUGGUGAGCCUUUCAAUAGCUCAGAUUACAUGGCUCCGACACCAGCUUGGGCGGUAUAUGGAGCAGUAGAAGGUGGAUUUGAUCCACAACAAGCGAGGUUUAGGAAGGAACGGAAUCACAAGUCAAAUCGUCAGUCUACAACAUGAUUUGGAUGUUAUCGGUAUUUGAUUGACAAGUGAGUUACAGAAGAUAUGGAAGUUUUGGGUACCCAUCAGUCACUCAUAUGAACUAAGUUUUCGUCAACAGUGAUUAUGGGAAAACAGAUAGGUUUAUUGUUAUGCAGUAAAGUUUUGGUACUUUUUUAAGUGAUAAUAUAGCUAUAUGACAUCAGAAUAAUUUUAGGUAUCACCAUAUCAGGUGGUUUGAAGGUUGACUUCAUUGAUGUACUAUAAUAUCUAUAGAUGGAUUUAUACUUCAUCA